CUUCUUGCGUCGGUGGCUCCUUCCUGCUGCACGGGCAUGUUUUACGACAUGGGACGGAGCCUCUGGGUGACCCGCACCACCUGAGGAUCCCGGAAGCCGCCCCCGCGAUGGAAGAGGACCAGGAACUGGAAAGAAAAAUAUCUGGAUUGAAGACCUCAAUGGCUGAAGGCGAAAGGAAGACAGCCCUGGAAAUGGUCCAGGCGGCUGGAACAGAUAGACACUGUGUGACAUUUGUAUUGCACGAGGAGGACCAUACCCUAGGAAAUUCUCUCCGUUACAUGAUCAUGAAGAACCCGGAAGUGGAAUUUUGUGGUUAUACUACCACACAUCCUUCAGAGAGCAAAAUUAAUUUACGCAUUCAGACUCGAGGUGCUCUUCCAGCUGUUGAGCCAUUUCAGAGAGGCCUGAAUGAGCUCAUGAAUGUCUGCCAACAUGUGCUUGACAAGUUUGAGGCCAGCAUUAAGGAAUAUAAGGAUCAGAAUGCAAGCAGAAAUGAAGCCACAUUUUAGUCCUUCUACAUGCAUGUCUAGGCCUCUUAAAAUAUUUUGUUCGUGGUCUCAAAAUCCAAGAGUAGAAGUUUGAGAUUGCGACGUAAUCUGUUUUUCAGAAGAGCUGUGUCUUGUAGUUAUUGACCACAUUACAGCUAUUGGAAUCCCUGCAAGAAGCUUUGUAUUUUUCUAAUAAAUGCCCUCUUUUAUUUAAAUUAA
Erinaceus europaeus (western European hedgehog) is the source of this 707-nucleotide messenger RNA. RefSeq names its product RNA polymerase I and III subunit D (gene POLR1D). Gene Ontology annotation, cellular component: RNA polymerase I complex; RNA polymerase III complex. Gene Ontology annotation, molecular function: DNA-directed RNA polymerase activity; DNA binding; protein dimerization activity. Gene Ontology annotation, biological process: DNA-templated transcription. The transcript is spliced from 2 exons. The coding region runs from base 108 to 509 and encodes 133 amino acids. NCBI's taxonomy places the organism in Eukaryota, Metazoa, Chordata, Mammalia, Eulipotyphla, Erinaceidae. The record is from RefSeq and is a predicted model, not a curated record.